Molecule: messenger RNA, 1174 nt
Organism: Colossoma macropomum (tambaqui)
Lineage: Eukaryota; Metazoa; Chordata; Actinopteri; Characiformes; Serrasalmidae
Exons: 6
Coding region: 184-849 (221 amino acids)
Source: RefSeq, a predicted model, not a curated record
ACAACGCGUGGUGCAGUCAGUUUGGCUGUGCGGACAGGAGCAGAAACUUCGGCGCCCAUCUUCCACUUCAGCUCCAGCGUUAGCGAUGGCCGUGAAGCGGGGCGUGUGGCUGCUUUACGCAGCAGCAAACAUCAGAGACGUGUAUGUCCGGACGAGCCGAGCCUGAGUGCGAGCGCGAGCGUGAUGGAGAGUCCGAGCGAGAACCCGAGCAAAGCUGCGGAGUAUCUGACCGAGCUGAACAGGAUCAUAGAGACGCAGCAAGAGCUGCUCGCCAAGCAGAGGCUCCGGAUAGAGGAGCUCGAGCAGCAAGUGGCAGAUCUGCACAGUGAGAACGCCGGUCUGAGAGACGAGUACCAGCGGCAUCUGCUCACCUGCAGGCUGCAGCACAACAGCAGCAGCGGCGGCGGCAGCGGCAACGCGCUGGGGUGCAUCCAGGAGAACGCCGCGCACGAAAAGCUGGAACGUGCUGUAAAAGCGGCAGCUGCAGUGGCUGUAAUUAAGAAGAUGAAGGUUAGCACUCACCCAGAGGAAGUCCAAUUAGGCUGGCCCAAGAUCCCUCCAUCUGAUUAUGGCAGCUCCAAAAUUGUCAGGAGACAUGCUUCUCUUCCUCUGGAAGCCUCAGAGAACUCGGGCAACCUUAUAUCGCCCCUGUGCAGGAGAACUUUCCCCUGCCGCCAGUGGAAGUCGGCCUCUUUCGGGUACUGUAAUACUUUGCACCAGUAUUGCUGCCCUGCUCCGUUGUACAAUAAGCAGCUAGCUGUGCCUGCCCCUCUCAAAGAGUGCAGGGAAGAUAACAGUCUUCACCAGUUCUGUUGCCCACCCUCUGGAAGCAGCAGCCCUUCAAGAUAGCGUCCUGCAGGACACAGAGGACAGCAGAGCGUCCAGCCCAGCCUAGGACUCCUCUACCCUUUCCCCUUCUCCAAAUCCUCUCGUCUCUUAUGGAGCUCCUCAUCUCUCCUCUGCAUGUGUAGUCUAUAUAUGGAGCUCAACCAUCUUAGAAUUGAUCUAUUCAGGCUCCGCCCACAAACGUCUUCUUUCAUAGUAGCUGUCUUGAGGUUGGACAGCCUUUAUAGAGUGCUGACAAAAAUCAUCCUGAAGGCUUUAGGUUGAUGUUUAGAGCCAUUGCAUAAAGUUAAGCUUCCAGUCUAAAAUACUACAAGACCAAGACAGACUG